AUGGUUUCUUCUUCUUCUUCUUUCCUACUUCUUCUUGUUGUCGGCAUUACUUGCACUCAAAACCGUAGUCUUUUUGUCAAUGGAGACAUCGAUUUGAUCCAAAAAACCUGCAAAACCACAAAGUUUUACGACCUCUGCAUAUCAUCUCUCCAAUCCGACUCAACCAGUUCAGAAGCCGACACAAAAGGGCUCGCGAUUAUAAUGGCGAAAGUUGCAGUCGCGAAUGCCACUAACACAAACUCCUACUUAUCAUCCAAUCUACUCGUUAAGAACACGAACGACAAUUUGAAAAAGGCGUUGAAGCAAUGUGCAGAUAAGUAUUCCGCCGCAGGUAUGGCAUUGCAAAAUUCCGUUCAAGAUUUGACGUCGGAGUUCUACGACUAUGCGUAUAUGCAUGUGAUGGCGGCUGCUGAUUACGCGAAUGCGUGUCAUAACGGCUUUAAGAGGUACCCACGGUUGGUUUAUCCACCGGAGAUUGCAGCGAGGGAGGAGGGUUUGAAGCGUAUUUGUGACGUGGUUAUGGGAAUCAUCGAUGCUCUCGCGAAUUAA
Messenger RNA from Lactuca virosa, 549 nucleotides. The record is from the annotation of a GenBank genome assembly. Lineage: Eukaryota; Viridiplantae; Streptophyta; Magnoliopsida; Asterales; Asteraceae.